This is a messenger RNA of Phytophthora nicotianae INRA-310, 531 nucleotides long. RefSeq lists its product as hypothetical. The transcript has 4 exons. Lineage: Eukaryota; Oomycota; Peronosporomycetes; Peronosporales; Peronosporaceae. The record is from RefSeq and is a predicted model, not a curated record. Bases 1 to 531 code for a protein of 176 amino acids.
AUGGUGGCUAAAGAGGAAGCCAAAGUAUUGGACACUACGACUGACAAGCUGGUCGUGGUGGUGAUUGACGAAUCGAGAAGUCUGCUUGAAGGCAGAGUAAACCAUUUCCAUAUGCUGCAGCGAGCUCUCGUUUCGGCAAACAACACUAUCGGCGGAACAGCUGUGCUCGAAAUUCUAGAGUUGGGGUUUGAAUCGAUUGUGAAACUGGGUCGCCCACUGUGGCAAAGCAUACUUAAGGACCUAGUUGGAAUGAUUAAAGUUUGGUACGGUCUCAUCGAUGCAUUAAAAGCGUUCAUCCUACCUCAGUUCGAGAAGUUGGUGUUGAACGAAGCACUGGCUAUAGGUCGGAUUGAGGAGGUGGUUGUUCGCAUUGUGCUGCUUCUUGCGAUGGACAAAUGUGUGAUGGGCGAUAAAGAGAUCCCAUGGUGCGAGUUCACAGCUGAGGUUGGCGCCAAACGAGAAAACGCUAUGGUAUUUGUUAGGACGUCGGGCCGCGGGUACUUUUCCUUGCGCCGAGGGCCGAUCUACUGA